This is a messenger RNA of Pochonia chlamydosporia 170, 501 nucleotides long. RefSeq lists its product as hypothetical. The transcript is spliced from 2 exons. Gene Ontology annotation, cellular component: mitochondrial inner membrane peptidase complex; membrane. The record is from RefSeq and is a predicted model, not a curated record. Gene Ontology annotation, molecular function: serine-type endopeptidase activity. Bases 1 to 501 code for a protein of 166 amino acids. NCBI's taxonomy places the organism in Eukaryota, Fungi, Ascomycota, Sordariomycetes, Hypocreales, Clavicipitaceae.
AUGUUCACCCACUUCCUCGGCCACCCCAUCCGCUUCGCCAUAUCCACCCUGAAAAUAACAUGCCUCGCCCACCUCACCCUCACCCAGCUCAUUCAAAUAUCACCCGCUCAAGGCCCAUCCAUGCUGCCCACCUUCACCGUUGACGGGGACUGGAUCGCCGCAGACAUGCGACACCGUCUGGGCCGUGGCAUCACCACAGGGGACUUGGUCCUGUACAAGAUCCCCAUAUUCGCGAACCAGAAUGGCGUCAAGAGAGUUGUCGGUAUGCCAGGCGAUUAUGUAUCGCUGGGGACGCCCGGAGAAAGGGGCGAGGAUCAGAUGAUACAGAUACCCGAGGGUCAUUGCUGGAUAGUGGGUGACAAUCUACCGGCGUCCCGAGAUUCACGGCAAUUCGGGCCCUUGCCACUUGCUCUCGUUCAAGGCAAGGUCGUUGCCAAGCUUCUCCCUUGGCGUGAGCGACAAUGGUUCGGCAGUGGACUCCAAAGGAUUGACCAUGAAUAG